Messenger RNA from Acanthosepion pharaonis, 2574 nucleotides. Lineage: Eukaryota; Metazoa; Mollusca; Cephalopoda; Sepiida; Sepiidae. The record is from the annotation of a GenBank genome assembly.
AUGGCGGACCCUCACCACGGCAGCAGACCGACCACAACAACAACGCCGAGCUAUGCCUCGGCCACAAAUGAAAUAACUCACUACCUCAAUGUAGAAAAUGCAAAAAUAGUUGCCUUUGUUAUGGUUGUGGGCUUUAUUGCCUAUCACGGGAUAAUACACCUGAAAUACGGUAAUGAUUCCUGCAAAUGGCUUUUAAGUGAUGGACGCUUUCCUGGUUAUAGUACCUGGCAGCCUUAUGGGUGCAUGACGCACAAGUACACCAAGUCAGAUGUACGAAUGUGUAUGCAUUAUAUAUCUUAUUGGGGUGGACGCAAUCACAUAGCAUUUGUUGGAGACUCACGGAUACGACAGCUUUAUUUUGAAUUUAUGAAUUUGGUGAGCACCAGUGAAGUUAAAGAGGGAAAAGAGCACAAAGACAUACAUUACAUUGACGACCAAAUCAGUGCCAGCGUGGAUUUCCUUUGGCAUCCUAUGGUCAAUACCUCAAUGUAUUAUGUGUACAAAUCUUGGUUGAUGAGUGGCCCUACUGCUCGGCCAAACUUGAUCGUCACUGGAAGUGGUACGUGGAGUAUAAAACUUAACAAUGCCAGUGAACAGGCUUUAAAAAACUUUGAAGUCAACCUUACCAUGAUUGUGCCCUUCUUGAACAAACUGAAAAAUACCGCCUCAAUACUUUGGAUGCUACAAGAUCCAGUAAAUGAGGAAAAAUUAUCAAUCAACCGUUCCAUGAUCACUAACCAACAGAUUGAUGACUAUAAUAAAGUGGCCAUUCAAAUCUUGGACAACAGUGCAGCUAACAUCUGGAGCUCCUCUCGGCUGGUUGGGCAGGGGCUAAAAAAGGAAUCUCUGGAUGGACUGCACAUUCCUCGAUCAGCUCUGGAAUUGGAUGCACAGAUUUUGUUCAACAUGUAUUGCAAUGAUCAUAUGAAUUACAAUGAUGGAACUUGUUGUCGAAGUCCUGAUCCUGUAUCUACCUUGCAACUAAUCACAGCAGCAACAUUUCUUGUUUUAAUUAUCUCGGCCAUAGCCCUAUGGGUUUACCGACGAAGAAAAACUCGAAGAAAUGGAGUUAAAGCCAGAGCUGAAAAUGGACCUCGUAAUGGACAAACAAGCUCCCAAAAUAACAGCACAGAUACAUGCCAAGAAAUUCUUACACAUCUGGCCAAACUGGGGAUUAUCAUGUUUUAUUUUUACCUUUGUGAUAGGACAAAUUUCUUCAUGAGAGAAAAUAAAUAUUACACACAUGUGAACUUUUUCCUCCCCUUUGCCUAUGUUAUGAUUCUGGGAUUCUUUUUUACUGAACCAACAGAACAGACGAGUGUGUUACACAGAGACCAAACUGACGAAUGGAAAGGCUGGAUGCAACUGAUAAUUUUGAUUUAUCAUUUUACUGGUGCCAGUCAGGUUUUACCUAUCUACAUGCAUGUACGAGUUUUGGUGUCAUCAUACCUUUUUCUCUCAGGCUAUGGCCAUUUUACUUACUUCUGGCAGAAAGGAGAAUAUGGCCUCUUCAGAUACUGUCAGCGUGGGUGUCGCCAUAUCUCCCUCUAUUGGCAUACAAGAAAGAACAGUAUCCACCGUCUCCUAGAAGUUUUAUUCCGGUUGAACUGCUUUGUAUUCACUCUGUGUUUUGUGAUGGACAGGCCUUACCAAUUUUACUAUUUUGUGCCAUUAGUUUCCUUUUGGUACAUCAUUGUUUACAUCACAAUGGCAGCCUGGCCACAUGUGACUAAAUCUACAGCUGAGACCAAUCUGUUACAUUAUCUUUAUAUGAUUUCAAAGUUUGUGGUGCUUGCUGUUGUCAUCACAUUAUUUUAUCUUUCCGAGGUCUUUUUUGAGAAAGUUUUUCUUUCUCGGCCUUUCAAAGCAUUAUUUGUUACCUCUGAUGAUUCUAUACGAGAAUGGAGGUUCCGUUGGCAGUUAGAUAGAUAUAGCACAUUGUAUGGCAUGUUGUUUGCCUUUGGGUAUCAGUUGCUGAUUAAAUACCGUAUAAUAGAUGACAGUAAUAGAGAGACACUUUUCUCCAAAGGAAUUUCUUGGUGUCUCUGCAUUUUUUCUAUUUUGGGCAUUGCAGGUUACACAGUGUUUGCAUGGGUCUGCAGCAGUAAGCCCCAGUGCAAUGAUGUUCACUCUUACCUAACAUUUUUACCUAUUAUUUCAUAUAUCAUUUUGCGUAAUGUCCCUGGCUGGCUUCGGACAAAAUACAGCACAUUUUUUGCUUGGUUUGGGAAAAUAUCUUUAGAGUUAUUCAUUGCCCAGUAUCACAUUUGGCUGGCCUCUGAUACCCACGGCAUCCUCGUGCUGGUUCCUGGCUACCCUGUACUGAAUGUGGUGAUCACUUCCUACAUCCUAGUGUGCAUCUGUCACGAGAUCCACUGCAUUACAACUGGACUGGUGAAGUACGCUGUCCCUACAUUCUGCUCCCGGUCUGCAUUAGCCAGGGAGCCCUGGUCUUGUGAAGAGACAAAGCAGCAAGAGCAUGUCUGUGAUGUUGAUAGCAAAAGCAAAGAAAAAGAAACUCUGCAAAGACGUCGGGCAGGCGGGGGUGAGCAAGAUAAAGAGAGGACGCAUUGA